AUGGCAUCCACUCCUCAGGCGCAGGCGGACUCAGUCCUAUCUGCAGUCUCAUCCAUAUCGACAUGUUCAUCGGCUACUGUCGUUCUGCUCAAGAACCUGCUUAUACCAAAUGACGCGAUUGACCCUACCAAACCUUCGACCGCAAACGAGACGCGCACAACAAAGAGUACCCGAACAACCAAGGCCUCAACUGCCAAAACCCCAGCCAAGAAGGCAGAAAAAUCUGCGCCGGACGGUCUAGGUCUCACCUCAAAGGAGCGCGCAGGACUCGCCACCAAGGUUGUGAAUGCGACCUUGAAGACACUCGGCGAUGCUGCAAAACCUGCAUCUGCCGCGGCAGCCCAGCCGCCGGCCGAGGCCCAAGGUCUUGCCAAGAAGGCAUCCCGGGCUGCGCUGCGACGAUCGAGCUCUGCACCGAUGACGCCUCUCAACCCACGAACCCUGAACAGGACCUCCUCCUCGCCCACGAAACCAGCUCCACGGCCGACCUCUUCAUCAUCCGCAGCAGCAACGGCCAGGUCCAAUGGCUGCCUGGCCGUUGUAGAAUGCGCGCGCGUAGCUUUCAGUGCGCUCAGGGGGCUUCAGGCCACGGGAGAGACAAAACUACCUGAACUACAGUUGGAGAAUGGUCUUUCUGCGCUCGCAAGUCGGCUAGUCGCAGUUGGGAUGCUGGAUCAGGCGGUCAAGGAGCUUCGCCAUCUAAAGCAGCGAUUGGACUCCCUCUUGGGAUCAUCCACUGCAGCUGCCCCGGCUCCUAAGAAAAAGACGGCGAGGGCUGCGCAGUCGGAAACGGCAGCUCCAGUUGCCCGCGUGUCAGACAUUCUUGACUUUGGUGUGAUGCAGCUUGAAAACGCCGGAGCAAUCACUGAACUGGUUAUAUCGACGCAGUUGCUGGCCCUCAGGGUGCUCUCGCUAAUGAAGAAGCCGCAACAUACUCAACCUGCUGUCGAAUACCUCAAAGAUGCUACCAAAAUAUCACCCCUCGGCCUGCUGCUCGCAUCCGUGGAAUGUGGUCUCAAGACCCCUGACAAGGCCGCUCGGCAGCUGGAGACAUUCUCUCAGCUCCUGUUGUCCCUCUCGCCGAGUGUGUCGAGCAAGGUCGAUUCUGAAGCAUGUGAGCCGCGUCUAAACAUCUCGCCCUCGGCCGCGUUCGAGGUGCAUGUCCUUGGAUUGGAAGCAAGGACACACUGGUGGAGCUUGGCUGGGCACAAAGGUGACGUUGAUAAGGACAUAAUCCAGCCAUUAUGGAGGUGUCUCGGGGCUUAUGUUCGAAGAAAGCCCGCCGCGGAUGAGUCGUUGUAUCUCAGCUGUGCAGACGCCGUUCAACGCGUCGUUCAGUUGGCCAAGGAUAAGGGUUUCAAGCCGACCGAGUCCUUCAAAUCGCCAUUAGCCAGUUUAUAUCAGGCCCUCGGGGCUAUGGCAAGGGAGUCAAGGCAGUACCAGGAGGCAGCUAUCUGGAUCAAACGACUAAAGGGACUGUUACAGCCCAAUGAGGACUCGGACACCAGCCGUUGUUCCGUCGCGGCCCUACUACUCUCCGUUCAGCUCAAGGAUGCCGAACAGUGUGCCGAGAGCGAGAACCUGCUACGCGAAGUACUAGAGGGUAUCCAAGGCGUACUCAAGGGGAACACCAGUGAUCUGGAGAGCCUGCUCACAAAUGUGAAUCUUGCCAGACGAUCGGCAAUGAACGCAUUAGUAGACCAUGAGUCAAUACCUACUUCCUCAAAACGACUCAUGGAAGAGCUCGUUCUCCAAUGUCCCAAGUUCUGUCUAAGAUGGCUGGGAAAACCUAUACCUGCCAGUGGAAGCACCAAGGAUUUUGUGAGCUACGAACAGCGGCGACAAACUCUGGCUACGAUGCUGCAACAUAUGCUCGAUUCGGCAUUCUUGGUGCUCAAGAUCCUUAUGGACGAAAAACGAGUUUGCUGGACGCAAAUGGACUCCAUCCUAGCUGACUGCCUCACAUUCCUUGAUUACAUGGGAGAUGCAGCACCCAAGCCUGGGUCUCCAGGCAACUCGCCCUAUGUCAAAAUGUCACUUUUCCACUGGAUCCACUACAGUUCACUUGUCGAGUCUAGCAAAGACCCCAAAGACCCGGAGCCGCUCAGAGCACUGCGCCGAUCCAUCGAGUGCGUCAAGCAUCGCCCUGCAGCCGAGAAGGAAAAGACGCAGUUUGCUAUGAAACUCGAACGCAUGGCUGAGCUCUGUCAAUCCUUGGGUCGCAUUAGCGAGGCUCUUGGGGCACUACAAACACUCAGGUCCGCAUUGAUAGAGGAUGGGGCGCUCGAUGAGGUUGUUCAAGCCUCGACAAGCCUACCCCCUGCCCUUGCCUGGAAGUGCAGUCCUAAAACAGCCAGUCUUUCACGAAUCUUGACAUCUAUCGCGAAGCUAGAGCAGAUUUGGAUAGACUGGUCAGUCGAUAUGACGGAACUGGAACAGAUGGCUGUUCGGGAACAUCGAUUACACUUCAUUCUCAUGAAAAGUGACCGUAUGCUUCCCACGAUGACUGAUAAAACGGUCGAAUCACUACUCACGAAGUAUUACCCCACGAGACAUCCGAUAUGCCGCCUGCGAACGCUUUUAUGUCUUUUUGUUGUCCAUCUCGACAACUCGGAUGAACUCCCGGCAAUAGAGUCUCAGAUCGAGGCUGUCGUCGGCCUGAUUAAGAAGUCUGGUUUCGGAGAAGACUCGGCUCUGAGUAGCUAUAUGGAGCAUUACAGGGCCUACUACAAGUCGCUUUCUGCCAUGAAAUCCCAAACACCGGACCUUGAUCGUAUUGAGCAGUCCAUUCGUCAGUGGAAAACGAUCACGGAAGCAUGCUUAACACCCGCGGACUUGAAAAGACGCAUUGACGAUGCCUCUCAUCUCGUUCGUCACCUACAGUCACUAAUAGACUUUUCCAAGACAAUGGGGCAAGACUCUCUCCAACUCUCUGCUCUCGAGCUUGUAACAAAAAUCUCGGAGUUACUGGAAGAAUCGGACACCGACGUCCGGCUUGCGUCAAACUCCAGACUAGCAUUGCUCUAUGCCAGUACGGGUCGAUCCUCUCUGGCCCACAAAGCUCUCGAAGCUGGCUUGAAGUUUGCCCAGGAAAAAGAGGUUGUCUCUCGGGAGAGCAUCGCAAAUUUUCACCUUGCUUUUGCUGAGUUCCAACUGUUCACUGGUAACUUGAACGAGGCAGAGGUGCACUUCAAGCAAGCUCAGAAACAUGCUACAGAUGUAUCCAACAAUUCGAUAGCCAGGUCUCAGCGCAGAGAUCUGAUAACAUAUGCAUCGCUACUACAGUCAAUGAUAGCCUCUAAGAAAGGCGAGGCACACCACGCUUUGGUCCAUGCAAGGGAGACAGUUCGUAUUCUCUUUCGAGAAUGGACGAAACUCGAAAGAGCCGCAUUGAGCUCACCGACAACGGAUCAAGCAAAUGAAAGCCAGGGCAGUAUAAGCCUCGUGGCAUCUGUGGCUGGGGCUCCAAGCUCGGGAUCUGGCGAUUCGACGGUCACCGCUGGGCCGGAGUUUUGGAGACUUUUUCAUCCAUUGUUCCGCAGCUUGUCUCACUUGUCCUCUGUUUAUGCCCACCUGGGAAUGUUCCAAGAAACGGUAUACUACGCGGAACAAGCACAGAAACUUGCACAGACCACAGGUGCCAGGCUCUACUUGGCCCAGUGCGAGUCCUGGAUGGCUUCCGUGUACUUGAGAGCAGGCAAGCUGCAGCGAUCGCUCGAGCUUGCGAACUUGUCGAGCUCCAAACUUCUUGGUGGUGACCAGUCAUGCACAGCCGUGGCCCUAGCAUGUCAGCUCGGAGGGCUUUACCGCGAUCUGGAGCAAUUUGAAGCAGAGCUCAGGAUGAUCCAACGCGCUGAGGAGACACUGCUCGCCAUCGACAGGGAAAUCGCCGAGGUGGCCGAGAAGGAGGCUGAAGAUGAAGAUAAAGAACCGGCCUCAUCAAUGGCGCGUAAAGGCACUGCGAGAACCGCCAAGCUGCCGAUCAGGGAGAAGCCAGCCGCGAGACAAGCCACACGAAAGGCUGCUGCAACCACAACAAGUGCGCGCAGGACAACCAAGAAGGCUGCACCAGCAGUUGAGAGCACAACCGCGUCAUCAGUCCCUGCACCGUCAGAGUCCACCGACAUCAUCAUCUCUACCUUGAAGGCAUCCCUAGCAGUGCACAAGGCUGUCUCGUUUGUCAACAAAAAAGACUGGAACGCUGCAAAAGAGACGCUUCAAAAGUCUCAAGCUCUGACGAAGCUGGCGAGGGGCAAACUUGGAGAAAUGUUGGCGCAAGCAAUGUGCCACUUUGGUCAGUGUCAGGAGCAAAUGACAAGGGAUGCAGUUUUCUCAGUCAUACAGGACUCGACGCUCUCGUUUCCUGCAGUUUGCAAAGGUGCUUCCGAUCGCCCGUCGCCCGCCAAACCCACACAGCCUCAGAAAGGGAGGUCUGCCGCUGGUGCUGCCAGCAAGCGUCACCCUGACUUUCUCGUUAAUCUCCAAGCCGCCCAUGACUGUCUUGUGGAGGCCCAUUCGAUCGCUGUCGUCUCGGGAGAUGCGGCCAUGGUGCACCGGAUAGCUGUAAUGCUACAGAGCACCGUGCUGAUCCUUUCAGCGACGGGUACAUCAAAACCUCGCCUCGUGGGAUCUCAAGAUUUGGCAACCUGUUCGGUCGAAGCGGCGCAGAACCUUACAUGGAGGAGGGAGCGCAAAGCGUUGCUUCUGGAGAAGCACGCCAUCAGGAACGAGGCACUUGAGUGGCCGAUGCCGAUCAGCCUGGGAGAUUCUUCUCCAGGUGGACGUUUGAGUCUGGCCCCCGUUGCGGAUAUGAGCCGCUUUCAGCGUGACUACAUUGACAUAAUCCCCAAGGACUGGACGGUAAUCUCGGUCUCGCUAAGUGACAACAAGCACGACUUGUGUAUCUCGCGCCUACAGGCAGGUCAUACCCCUUUUGUCAUUCGCCUACCACUCGAGCGCGCAACUUCUCGCGACACGGACAACGAAUCGUUCAACUACCAGACAGGCCGCGCCGAACUGCUCGAAAUCAUUGAACUUGCCAACGCGAGCUGCCACGACGCUCGAGACAUGUCGGCCAAGGGCGCCAAAACGGCUUGGUGGGCCCACAGAGAGGAGCUCGAUGGACGUCUGAAGGGCUUGCUCGACAAUGUUGAGCAGGUAUGGCUCGGUGGCUUCAAGGGGAUUUUUUCCCAACAAAAGCGCUGUUCUGAGCUGCUCGCACGGUUCCAGAAGAGCUUUACUCACAUUCUGGACAAGCACCUGCCAUCCAGGAAGCAAGUCUGGGGCAAAAGGUCAAAAGCGGCCUCGGCUUCCGCGUCCACGGCUAACAAGGUUACGCUUGAUCCUCGAAUCCUGGAACUCUUUGUGGGUUUGGGAGACGUCACUGAUCCCGACUGUGCUGAUCUUGACGAUGCUCUGAACGACCUGCUCUACUUUGUCGUGGAUAUCCUGCAGUUCCAUGGCGAGCCUAAUGCCUAUGAUGAGAUUGACUUUGACGCAAUGAGCGUUGAUACCUUUGACGCUCUACACUCAUACUACACGGCGAUGAAAGAGACGAACGGCAGAAAGGGCUCAACUGAAAAUAGAAACGCCCAUACUGUCCUUGUCUUGGACAAGGCUUUGCACGUGUUUCCGUGGGAGUCCCUACCUUGCAUGGAGGGUAACGCUGUCUCUCGUGUUCCCUCCCUAGAAUGCCUCCGGCGACUGCUACUCGAUAGAAAAAGACCAGAGACAACAACGGAGGAGCACCCGAACCUUCCUUUGAGCGGGAGGCACGUCUCCCGAAACUCAGGCACAUGGAUCCUCAACCCUGGCGGCGAUCUCAAGACAACACAGACCACCUUUGAGACAUCUCUCGCGUCGUCUCUUGGAAAGCAGAGCAACUGGCACGGCAUGGUCGGGCGCGUCCCCACCGAGUCCGAGUUCGAAGAGGCGCUCCGCAGCAGGGACAUCCUACUCUACUUUGGGCACGGCAGCGGCGCGCAGUACAUUAGAGGCAGGACGGUUCGCCGGCUCCAGGGAGGCUGCCGGGCCGCGGUCCUGCUCUGGGGCUGCAGCUCGGCGUCUCUGGCUGAGGCGGGCGACUUUGAGACGCAUGGUCCCGUGUGGAACUACCUGAUGGCGGGCUGUCCGGCCGUCACGGGUACGCUGUGGGACGUGACGGACCGCGACAUCGACCGGCUGGCAGUCAGGGUCUUUGAGGAGUGGGGACUGGUCGGCGAAGGUGUCUUUAAGGAGGAGGCAAAGACCAGGGGCGGCAAGAGGACCGCCGUGGCGAGCGCUGACAGAGAGGUAGCGCCGGCGGCGAGGGAGCCCCACACCUCUCUGGUACAGGCCGUGGCCAAGGCGAGGGAUGUCUGCAGGUUCAGGUACCUGACCGCGGCGGCGGUCUGCGUCUACGGUAUACCUGUUUACUUGGAUGAUGAAUAA
Molecule: messenger RNA, 6429 nt
Organism: Pyricularia pennisetigena
Lineage: Eukaryota; Fungi; Ascomycota; Sordariomycetes; Magnaporthales; Pyriculariaceae
Exons: 2
Coding region: 1-6429 (2142 amino acids)
Biological process (GO): meiotic chromosome separation; proteolysis
Cellular component (GO): nucleus; mitotic spindle; mitotic spindle pole body
Molecular function (GO): cysteine-type endopeptidase activity; protein binding
Source: RefSeq, a predicted model, not a curated record